UCUCUCUCUUUAUGCCAUGUCUGCACUGGUGUGACCCUUCACCCAGGACACACAGUUGUUAGAGGGCCCCUGUUGGUGUUGUGGUCCCUGUUGGAUGAGCACAGAAUGCCAUUGAAACACAUUGCUCGGGUGCUCGCGUGUCUCCCCCUCAGCAUUUGACCAGCGUGGCAGCCUUGCAGCUUCCAUCCCGUUUUUCAGUGAUUCGCGGCGUGCAUGUGAUGUCCCUUGUUUGUUUGUUUUUUAAGCGAGAGACGGUCCCGGGCCCCCCUUCCUCCCCUCUCAGCAACUGCCCUAGAAAGCCACUUCCUCUCGUACCAUUCAUGCGGACAUUUGCCCUUUACCACCUCGGAUGGCCGGAGGAAGUGAACGCCGGGAAUUUGCCGUUGCUUUAAAGGCCUCGGCGGCGAGUGGCUGACAGGCGUGGAAGCGCAGCAGAGGGGGGAAGAACGCCUUCCUCGACCUUGGCCUCGGCUCGGCCUACCGGCGGCCGGAUCAAGGGAGUGGAGCGAGUGCGGCCUCCUGAUAACCGCUCCAGGCGGCGGCAGCAGCAACGAAACCAUGAUCGAAGACAAGGGCCACCGCGUGACCGACUACUUUGUGGUGGCCGGGCUGACGGACAAAUCCACCCCGCUGGAGCAGGACCUGUCGGAGACCAAGUCCAGCGGGCCCAAGGCGCCCAUCACCGACUUGGCCGUCAUCAACAGGUCGGCGGGGGAAGCGGUGCCCGAGGGCUUCACGUGCAUCGACGCCACCUACAGCGGCCAGCCGGCCAACCUCAACCACGGCAGCCUGAAGAGCCCCGAGCUGUUCCUGUGCUACAAGAGGGGUCGGGGGAAGUCCCCUUUCAUGGACGUGGGGGGAGUCGGCUUUUUCGUUUGGAGCCGUGGUGUUUGUCAUCUGGAACGUUUGCGUUUGCCCCCCCCUCCUCCUGAGGAGCAAAGAUCGGAAUGA
Gasterosteus aculeatus aculeatus (three-spined stickleback) is the source of this 951-nucleotide messenger RNA. NCBI's taxonomy places the organism in Eukaryota, Metazoa, Chordata, Actinopteri, Perciformes, Gasterosteidae. The record is from RefSeq and is a predicted model, not a curated record.